ACUUAGUUGGGUAACGAUGAAUCACUAGGCCGCAUGUCAGAUAAUAAAGGAAGAUCGAUUAUACUUUAAUAAUUUAGUGCUUUAAUUAGAUUAACGUUAGCCUAAAUAUGAAGACGACAGCGAGCUCUGAUGUGUUUUAAAACUACGAUCAACGCGAUGAGAGAUCACUGUAACAAAAUACAUGAUAUUUUUGUAUUUUCUACACAAAAUAUUCUACAAACCUGCAUUGCACGUAGUCUUUUGUUUUGAAUGAUCUGUCAAACAACAACAACAACAGCAAGCCAGAUUGAAAGUAAUCAUUUUGUAACGGUAUUUUAUAUUUUAGAACUAAAAUCGUCAUUCAAGAGACGUUAACGUUAGACAAAAAAAAAGUCGUUUAUCAACAGACCUUCUUAUCAUCGACAGUCGUCAGGCAGGCCUUUUUGCUGUGAGCAAACAAUGAGAGAGAGCCCGAGGAGACCCAUCAUCCUGAAGAGGAGGAAGCUGCCCUUCCAGAAGAGUGAGUCUGAUGUAGGGUGCGAUGAGGCUGAUGGGGCGCGCCGCAAGACCACCCCGACCCCGUCCACCGCCCGCUGCUUCCCUGAUGGCAUCCGCAUGAUGGACCACCCCACCAUGCCGGACACUCAAGUGGUGGUGAUCCCGAAAGCAGCCGAUCUGCAGAGCGUCAUCAGCGCACUGACGGCCAAAGGGAAGGAGUGCGGGCCUCGGGGCCGAAACAAGUUCAUCCUGCUCAGCGGCAGCACCAGUGCCCUCGGGUGUUUAUCUACAGAACCUAGGGAUGAGCUUGAGAAAGUGAAAAAGGAGACGGAGUGCUUCCCGCUGGAUGACAGUCUGACAAACAUCCAGUGGCUGGGAAAAAUGAGCUCUGAUGGGCUUGGAUCAGAGUCAAACCAAAAAUGCACCAACAAGGACAAUCCAAGUGACUGUCUUCAGCAGUCCACAGCUCCAGAAAAGGAGAAGGACCCUCUGUCUGAGAGACCACCAUAUUCCUACAUGGCUAUGAUCCAGUUUGCUAUCAACAGCAAGAAGAACCGACACAUGACCCUGAAAGAAAUUUACAACUGGAUCGAAGACCACUUUCCGUACUUCCGAAAUGUUGCCAAACCUGGAUGGAAGAAUUCCAUACGUCAUAAUCUCUCACUGCAUGACAUGUUCGUCCGGGAGACGUCUCCCGAUGGCAAGAUCUCCUAUUGGACGAUUCGACCGGAAGCAAACCGCUGUCUCACUUUGGACCAGGUCUACAAGCCUUUGGUUGACCCAGUGACCCCCACUUGCCCUCAGAUCACACAAGUUGGUUUCAAACAACAACAGAAGAGAGGUCCUCCGGAGCUGAAGAAAGCCAUACCCACCACAGAGAGGAAGAUGAAGCCGCUUCUGCCUCGGACGGACUCAUACCUGGUUCCCAUCCAGCUUCCUCUGGGUCAGUCACUCUUCCUGCCCUCCUCCAGUCCCGCGACUCUCGCCACUCCUCCACACGCUCAGAGCUCUUCCACUCUCAGCUCCAGCGGUGCGAGCAAGAGGGUCCGGAUUGCCCCUAAGGUCUCUCAGAGUGACGUGAGCUCUGUGAUGCUGUGUGCAUCCACCUCUCAGGAUAUAAAGGAGGAGCCUGUGAGUGUGUCUGUGACUCCUGAGGCGUCUGCGGCUCCGCCCCCCAAAACCAGACACCGAGAAAACAGCAGCUCCCGCCGCAAACAGCGUCUAGUCCUGCCAGCCACCGAGGAGCCCGUCCUGCUCUACCCCGACAGCACUCUCUUCGACUCGGGCGUGGUCUCCGACGCCUCCACCUUCCAAGACACUCAAGAUCCAGAGACCCAGUCCACCUGUAAACCCGACCCCGACAGCCCGAACAGAGAAUACGCUUUUAAAACGCCCAUCAAGAGCAGCCACCCUUCCUCAUCCACUCCCAGUAAGUUUCCCACAGUCCUGGAGCCCUGGAGGAUCACUCCUGUCGGAAAGGGAGGCGUGCUGGACUUCAGCCCCAUCCGUACGCCCAGCGGGCCACAGCUUACCCCGCAACGGCACGAACACACGCCUCUCAGCUUCAACAGCACGCCUUUCAAAGAGCUGGCGCUCUUCAGCUCCCCUCGAGAGCUGCUCACCUGCUCCAGACCCUCUCCUAGACGCUGCACUCCGACCUGCUCCAGAGAGCUGCUGCAAGUGGGCGCCGCCAACCGCUCUCUCACUGAAGGCCUCGUCCUGGAUACCAUGAACGACAGCCUGAGUAAAAUCCUAGUGGAUAUCAGCUUCCCCAACCUGGAGGAUGAUGAUCUCGGCAUGGCAAACAUCAGCUGGUCCCAAUUUAUCCCGGAGCUCAAGUGACUCCUGUAGCGCAUCUCAACUUCUUUUAUCCGAGCUGCUCACACUUCCUUCACUGCCUUUGAUUCUUAUUUACUUGCUAUUGAUCUCUUAAGUUUUUUCUUAAUUUCUAUUGCUAUUUCACUGCCUUUUACUGUACGUGUUUGUGCUACUUUAUUUGUGCGCAAAACUGUUAGUGACAAAUGUACUUAGAUGAGAUUAAUUUGCACAAGUUGUAAUAUAUAAAUAUGAGUGUGUGAGAGAGAGUGUAUAUUAUUAAUGGACAUACAGAUUUACCAGAUCAAUUAAUUUACACUACUCAAUUCUACAGUAUUUCUUUGUUUUGGAAUGAUUUUGAACACCUUGGAUUAGCCAGAUCGACUGAUGGUAAAAAUAGCUCACAAAAAGAGAUUUUUAAGAGAAUUUGGUGUGUAAAAAACCCUCACAUUCAAAUUAAAGGGAUAGUUCACCCAAAAAUGAAAAUUCUGCCUCCACUUGUUCUAAACCUUUCUUCUGUUGAACACAAAAGAUGACGUUUUGAAAAACGUUGGUGACUAAACAGCUGACUGUAGCCAUUUUCAUUUUUGGGUGGACUGUCCCUUUAAUGGUUGUUCGUUAAUUGCAGAUGGUCAUGUAAGUGUUGCACUGUACUAGAAUUUGCUAGUCAUUCAUCUGAAGUGUAUCGAGCCGUUUAUAACAUCCCAUAAUGUGUGUUUUCAUGGUUUCAAGCACGUCAGAAUAGGGAUUCAUCUCUGCUGCUGCUUUUCUGUAUUCAUGUGUUUUUACUAUUAAGAACGAUUUAAGACUUUGCAUUCUGGAUGUUGGAUAUGACCAAGAUGAGCGUUCAGAGAGAUUCGUGGUGUGUUACAAAGCUUUUAAUGUUCAUUUGCAUAUGCAAAGUGAUUUAUGAGCAUGCACAGAGUUCAUAUGUGCUUCUAUGCAUAUAUGCUUACGUUGAAUUCUUCCAAUGAAAAACAGCAAGAUGUCAUAAAAAUAUACAAAAAUUACAUGGUCGACAGAUUUAUGGUGGAAAGAUGUUACAUCAGGAUUAGAAAUUAAGUACUAUAUUUACUAAUAAUAGUACGUUAAUGCACACACGUUUGAAAAUCUAUGUAAUAAUCAACAUUGACAUUUCUCAACAGCGUACAUUUUGGUGAUACAAAAAAACUUCCCAUCCAGACCCUCUGCCAAUCAGAGAACCAUAAUAGGAUGUGUUUUGUCCUAUUUUUGAAGACUGUAUUGAAAUAUGAAAGUUAUCUACUAGGCAUUUUACUGAGGUAACAGGCUUCAACCAGAAACACCCAUUGUCAUUUCCAACAAAGCAUACAAUUUGGUUUCUGUUCCUAUUGUACUUACUUUUUGAGAAUAAAGGGAUACUUUAUACAA
Messenger RNA from Cyprinus carpio (common carp), 3681 nucleotides. RefSeq names its product forkhead box protein M1-like. NCBI's taxonomy places the organism in Eukaryota, Metazoa, Chordata, Actinopteri, Cypriniformes, Cyprinidae. The record is from RefSeq and is a predicted model, not a curated record. Gene Ontology annotation, molecular function: sequence-specific DNA binding; DNA-binding transcription factor activity. Gene Ontology annotation, biological process: regulation of DNA-templated transcription; G2/M transition of mitotic cell cycle.